CAUCCAUUGAAAGAAUGAGGCUUGCACACUGAAAGUUUCAGUGGAUGCCAUUGGAUGGUCGGGACGCCCACUGAACCAGGAUGCCCAAAGCGGGCGUGGCGUGAGUGCGCGGAGUUUGGAUGAGAAGGGUCCCCGUCAGCCGUCAGGGAGGAAUAUUGUUCGCUGUUGCGGUCAACGACGACGACGACGUUUCUCUCUUCCCCGCUCUCUCCUCCUCGUCCUCCUCUCCGUUCCUUCUCCCUUCCUGUCUUUUCUUCCACGACACUCCUUCAAUCGUUACGUUAAGCACGCCGAAAACCCAAGCAAAGCACCAAAAUGGCUUUCAAGAAGUUCCGUCUUGGCCAUCCCGCUGUAAGCCAACACCGCAAAUCUCGACGUGACGCCAGUGCUUGCACAACGGGUGGGUUCUACAAGUCACCCACAGGCGGUCAGACUGUCCAGGCCGGGCAGCCGCUCAACAUCAGCUGGGAUACAUCAUGCAUGUCAACCGAUGGUAUUGACAUCUACCUCUACAAUCCCUCUGCUGCCAACCCCCGUAUUCACCUUUGGGAGAAUGUCAACUUCGCCCUUGGUUCUUAUGAGACUAGUCUCAAGGCUUCAUGGUGGAAUGCGACCUCGAGCGCAUCUCUCCAGUUCACUAUGAUUCCCCAUGGGACCCCCCUCUUCAUGGCCACCCUGCCCGCUGGACCUCUGUUUACUGCUACUUACUCGCAAAAUUCCGACGUCUCCGGUGCUGCAUCAGAUGAUGCCGCUGUUGGCGCGGUUGAACAAGUCAACAACUUUGAGAAAGAUAACAGCCUGUCGAAGGGCAAGAUCGCCGCUGCUGUCCUCAUCCCUCUCCUGGUUGUCAUCGCUCUAAUUGUCGGCGCAUACAUCAAGAUCAAUCGUAAGAAGGGGAAAGAACAUCGCAAGCAAUGGAGCGAAGCCAUCGACAAGCGCAUGUCUACUAUUUCCGCGGAUUGGAAGUCCAUCUCUCCCGCGGGUGCCCAAGCUGCCAUUCGCAACAGCAUGGCCGUCUCUGCAGAUGCCAACAACCGUGCAUCAUCAUUCUCAUUUGGCGCUAUUCGUCCUAUCAGCACUGUCGCUGUAGAGGGAGGGCAAGCAGGUAUCGGCGCUGGGGGCAUGUACGCUCAAAGCGGAAUCGACACCACGACUCCACAGAUGAGUCAACUUCGUCCUGGCUUGCGCAACCCUACCAACGGCGGCGAGCGAGUCUCUCGUAUUUCGUUCGCUGCAGAUACCCGUCCUUCUGCGGAGUCACGUAGAAGCAUUUACAACCGCAACAGCCGUGCCAGUCGUGCGUUCCACACCGGUCAUGUUCCGCCUCUCCCGGCACGCCAGGAUUCCAAUGACUUGUUGUCGCCCACUCAGACUGCCGGACCAUUCUCUCUCACUGCAGACGAUAUCAACGCUCGCAUGAGCGGUCUUGAGCCUGCUCCUCGUCCUAGCGUCGAUGAAAUGAUGCCGGCGCUUUCUAGUGAUGAUGCGCACCGGCGGUCAAGGGACAUCAGGCAACGAUGAUCUCCUCUUCCAACCGAAAUCUCCCUUGCCCUCACCUCCCGCGCCAGUUGUUGCCAAGUCAUCAGUCGUUGGUAUGAUGCCUAUGCAACCCAUGCCCGCCAACAUGAUGUCACCCGAUGACAUGCUUCGUGCCUACGCCGAACGCCGCAACGUCGCCAGCCCUCCGCCCAUGAACGGACCUACCGUCCCUGCUCCUGCAGCUCAGUACAACGGUAAUGGCAUGCGUGUGCUCUACUCUCCAACUACUCCCGACUCGUCCGCUGGGUUGAUGUCCGAGGCCGAGAGGAAGAGCGCGGCACCAACCGUCGCCAGCAGGUACGAUGACGACGACGCGUAUGUUGGCACCGCCGCAUAGACGUCUCCCCAUGGAACGUCUGAAGACCUCAGUGGUUGUGUAAUGGUGCUGGCUUCCUCGUAGGACGCGCUCACUCUAUCUAUGUGGAGAUAAUAUGGCGAGCCUGUUGUGUGUUGUGUGAAUACAUCCCAAAUACUCUUCUUCCCCCUCGGUGUCCGGUUCUUAUCCUUAAACUCCCCGUGUUCGUGGUAUGACUCCAAAUUCGCGUCGUGGUUUCGCUUUCCCUCUUCCCUCUCAAAGUAUGUAACUGGCCCCCCUACUGAUACGAUCUUGUUCAAUCCCUUUGGUUUUCUUGACCUACUCUUGACUUUCUUGCGAGACGCUGUUUAUAUCUUUUUUUUUCCCUUCAGCUCAUGAUCGCCCCUCUUGUAUACCCAAGCCCAUAUUAUUUAUCACUUUGUGUGACCCUUUUCCCUCCCAAUCCUACGCUUGUCACUGUCUCCAGUCUACUGUCAUACGUUUACACUUCUGCGUAUGGACGUAGAAUGUCAACGUCGAAGACGGCAUUCGCGGAUACCUCCUUCAAAUUGUUUUUUGAACCCCUCCCCUUAGUAUGAUAGACUUCACGCUUCACACAUCGUAUCGUAUCGAUUACGCGAGCGUCGUCGCUGGUACGUCCUUAACAUUCAACUCCCCUCUUCCCUGGUCGUGCGUUGCUUGCAUACACACGCUUUCCACUCCGUAUCCACCAAGAUGGGCGGGUCUUUGAUAUCUCCAUUUGGUCUUCCCUUUAUUGGUACCCAUUGUGACUACCUGUAUUGUUUCGUACCUAUCAUACAUUGUGUACUUUUGAAUUCCAGUUGGUCUGCGCCUCCAUUUAUUCUCUUGUAGUU
Somion occarium is the source of this 2709-nucleotide messenger RNA. Lineage: Eukaryota; Fungi; Basidiomycota; Agaricomycetes; Polyporales; Cerrenaceae. The record is from the annotation of a GenBank genome assembly.